Messenger RNA from Acinonyx jubatus (cheetah), 2240 nucleotides. It is a transcript of the gene BID, whose product is annotated as BH3 interacting domain death agonist. The record is from RefSeq and is a predicted model, not a curated record. NCBI's taxonomy places the organism in Eukaryota, Metazoa, Chordata, Mammalia, Carnivora, Felidae. Bases 195 to 785 code for a protein of 196 amino acids. Gene Ontology annotation, biological process: positive regulation of release of cytochrome c from mitochondria; apoptotic mitochondrial changes; positive regulation of intrinsic apoptotic signaling pathway. Gene Ontology annotation, cellular component: cytosol; mitochondrion; cytoplasm. The transcript is spliced from 6 exons.
GGAAAUAAAGGAAGUGGGCAAGCCGCGGCUGCGUACUCCGCGCGCCUCGGAGACUGCCUGGUCCCUGGUCUUUGGUCCCCGGCCCCCGGCCCCCGCCGCCCGUCUCUUGGCUUCCUGCCGCGGCUGCUGGGUUGCUGACUUGGGACACCUACAAGGCCGGAAACCAGACAGAGCCCUGCAAGACUGCUUGUGCCAUGGAUUCUCAGGUCAGCAAUGGUUCAAGCCUCCAGGAUGAACGCAUCACAAACUUGCUGGUGUUUGGCUUCCUCCAAAACUGCUCCAACUAUAAUUUCCAUAAAGAGUUAGAGGUGUUGGGCCGUGAACUGCCUGUGCCACCAGCUUACCUGCAGGAGGACCACGAUGAUGGGCUCCAGACAGAUGGCAACCGGUGCAGCCGCUUCUUGGAUAGCGAGGAGACAGAUUCUGAGAGUCAAGAGGAAAUCAUCCAAGAUAUCGCCAGGCAGCUCGCCCAAAUCGGGGAUAGGAUGGAUCACAGCAUCCACCCAAGAGUGGUGAAUAACCUGGCAAUGCAGUUUAUGAAUGUGAACCUGUCAGAAGAAGACAGAAGGAAGCACCUUGCUGCUGCACUGGAGCAGGUCCUACAGACUUACCCGAAGGACAUGGAGAGAGAGAAGACCGUGCUCUUGUUGGCCAUGGUAUUGGCCAAAAAGGUGGCCGAUCACACACCGUCCUUGCUCCGUGAUGUCUUUCGCACAACAGUGAACUUUAUUAACCAGAACCUACUCACAUAUGUGAGGAACUUAGUCAGAAAUGAGAUGGACUGAGUGGACAACUCUGCAAAAGUACAACUGGUUAAAACUUGAUAUGGUGACAACAGUACACCUGCCUCCAGUGGAGAUGGAGCCAUGGCUGUGUAAACAAAGUUCUUAGAGAAGAUAGGCACGAAGUAAUAGCUAUUUAUUUCUUACUAUUUUAAAGAUGAUGUUUUAAGCAAGUGAUUCAUUUAGAAACUUUACCUUAACAUACUUGAAUGAAAAUGUCAACUUGCACAGAUUUGAAUGAGUUUCAUACCAUCUUCCAAAUCCACUACACACUGUGCCUUUAUCUUAUUUCAGCUGUACGGGUCUUCACUUGAAAAUUAAAUUUAAGAACAGAUUGUAAGGCAGAAAAAAAGGUUUUUUUUGUUUAAGAAAAAAAACCAUGUUUUUUUGUUUAAAAAAAAAUACUGUUUAUUAAAGUGCAACCUUGGGGUGUGGUCUGACAGCAGGCAAUAUGAGGAGAGUAAGGUCUGGAGACGGAUGAACUUACCCCUCACAAAUGAAAAAUUCCUCUCAGUGUAGGGCACACCUUGAUACUAAGGAAGUUAACAGUCUUCCCAUUUAAAAACCAAACAGUACAAGAGGUUCUGGACUAAAGUUCUGUACUCAAACAAUGGGAAAAUCAGGCCUCAAAACAUGAUUUUUUUCAACUCGAUUUCCUUUUGAGUUAAGAAGGACCACAGGCAAUUGAAAGGUGUGGAGAUCAUUUAAGGACCCACGUCAGCCACAGCUUCCAAAAUCAGGUAACCAAAUGCACCUUUUCUUUCCAAGAAGUCAAGGCUCUGAUAAAAAUUUUAAGCUGAUGCAGUACCAGAAGCUACUACAUACAGCCCAUGGGGGAAUGUCUGUUAAUAAUCUUCCAUUUUCAUUUUCCUCCCAUAUCCCUCAGCUUACCCUUGCCCAAGAAGUGACAUCUGAAGAAAACAGGUUUCUAGCCAUAAAGAUAAAACAAUAGUUAGACUUUUAAAAGUUCAACAGUUGAGGUGGUUCCCUUUCUUAGAGACACAGUCAGAAUGCAAGUAAUAACAAAAGUAAGUCACUUAGGUAGUGCCAAAAUAAACCAGAGAGAGCUUACAUUUAGAAACAGUGCAAUACUGGUCUGUUGUUCCCAGUGAUAAGCAUUUCCUAGGAUUCUGUUUAAAGGUACAGUGGUGGAUGCUGGGUCCAUAUCACACACAUUAAUGUUAGGCUUACCAGUAAUACCGUUGUUACUAUGAAUAGAACACUCUGGGAAAGGAUAUGAACAAGAGUAAUAGGUACUAAGAAAUACUUUCUUGUUACCAAAAACACUUUUCUGUUCCUUGAGAGUUUAAUCAGAAAAGAAAUAUGACUGCAUUGUUCAGCAUUAAAUACAUACCACACUAGGGCUGGGCCUCAAUUUGCUAUCUGCAGUAUGUUGCAAAUACUAAAAGCCGUGCAGUAAGAAGGCCACCAUUUGGAAAUAAACCGGUAAUGCUGUUA